AUGCGCAGGCGUAAAGGCAGCGGCGGGGAGGGCGCGGGGCCGUGCCGGCUCCCGGGCGGGGACGGGCGCCAGACUUCCUUUGUUGUUGAUGAAGUCAGUAGCAUCAUUAAAGAGGCCAUAGAAAGUGCGAUAGGUGGCAAUGCCUACCAGCACAGCAAAGUGAACCAGUGGACAACAAGUGUGGUGGAACAAACGCUAAGCCAACUCACAAAGCUGGGGAAGCCUUUCAAGUAUAUUGUGACCUGUGUGAUUAUGCAAAAGAAUGGUGCUGGGCUACAUACAGCAAGCUCUUGCUUCUGGGACAACUCCAGUGACGGAACCUGCACUGUGAGAUGGGAGAAUAAGACGAUGUACUGUAUUGUCAGUGCCUUUGGACUUGCAAUAUAGUUGCCUUGGAAUCAUUCAUCCUUCUCUUUUUCUAUUCCAGCACUUGAUUCCAUCUGUACUCAAACUGUGAAUACACUGAACAACUUCUGUUUUUAAUGUACUUUUAAAGUAACUUUUUUCAAACGUAGAAAUGUGAAAACAUGCUGUUACAUGGUUUAUGUUUGUACUUAGUAUUGUACCAGUGUUGCCAUACUGUCUUAACGCUUCAAGAACUUCUCUUCAUGGUGCUAAUACUGAAAUCUGCUGCAGUGCAAACACUUUCUCUGGAUUUCUUUUUUAAGACCAAUAUAAAUGAGACACCGACUUUCACACUUUGUACUUUUGGUUAGCAUUAAAUUAUUUAAAUUCAUAA
Messenger RNA from Nipponia nippon (crested ibis), 739 nucleotides. NCBI's taxonomy places the organism in Eukaryota, Metazoa, Chordata, Aves, Pelecaniformes, Threskiornithidae. The record is from RefSeq and is a predicted model, not a curated record.